Molecule: messenger RNA, 4816 nt
Organism: Blepharisma stoltei
Lineage: Eukaryota; Ciliophora; Heterotrichea; Heterotrichida; Blepharismidae
Source: the annotation of a GenBank genome assembly
AUGGAAAAUUUAAAAUCUGCAUCUGCAGCUGGUCUUGGCAGUUCUGUUGAAUGGUUUCCUCCAAGAGAGCCAGGCUAUCGUUUUGCUGCACAUCUCGAUCUAUACGGGCCAGCUGCCUUUGUUCACGAUCCGCCUUCUCCUCCUAGAGAAGUAAAGCCUCGCGUUUCGUAUGGAGGUGGCUUUCAAAUGCCAAGAAAAGAAGCUUCAAGUCCUGGGCAUCUUCAACAGUCUCCAAGAACUGCUUCCCAAAGUAACUUAUAAUCAGUUUCUGCAAGAUAUUCUUCACAAAUUGAAAAUCAGCCUUCAAUUAGCAAUUUCGAACAAGAACUAAUGAAAUUGAAAAUGGAAUCACAAUAUUUGAGCAAUCAAUGGUUUAGCAAGCCAAUUGAUCCAAGUAUUUUGCACGUUGACCCAAUUACUCAUUCACAUAAAUCAUAUUAUAAAGCUGCUGAUGCUACUAAUUUAUCAUUAGAGGAACUAGAAUUGAUGAAAGAAAGUCAAACCAAAAAAUUAAUUGAUUUAGAAACUGAAUAUUACCGAACCAAACAAACUUCUUCAUUUCAACAUCCUAGUCAAUCAUCAGGCAUCAAUUUUUCAUACUCAAGGUCAAGUCCAAAAGCUUCUUAUGACUAUUUUACACCUAACUCCCCCCCCAUCCUUGAUCGAACGACUCGCCAUCGUUCGAUCAAGGAUGGGGGUUAAAAAAAAUUUUUUUUGGGGAAAACAAAAUUGUAUAUAAAAUAAAAAAAUAUAUAUAUAUUUUUUUUUAUUUACUUUUAAAUAAGAGGGUUAAGAGUAUUUAAUAAUUAUUUUUACAACAACAAAAAAAUUGAUUUAAUUUUCAUAAAAAUAUCAUUUUUAAUAUUUUGAUUUAUUAGUUAAUCCUUUAAACUGUAUAAAUUUUAAUUUUGUUACUUAUUAAAUUAAAUUUUUUUUUUUUAAAUUUUUUAAAGAAUCUCUCUUUUAUUAGAUUAUUGAGUUUUUAAGCCUAGGUUGAUAACUAAAUCACUUCAGAUGGUUGAUUCCAAAGCUUUCUGUCGUCUCAAAGUCUCUGAAAACAACUUCAUUAGGUGUAUCUUCCCAAACUUUUGAAAACUAAUAUAUUUUUAUAUAAAAAUUUGCAUAUGAAAAUCGUUCGAUCAAGGAUGGGGUUAAUUUUCCCAAUUUUUAGGAAUUUUUACAGUCAAUCGUUCGAUCAAGGAUGGGGGGGAGUAAAGGAAAACCGACAUCUCAAAGUGUCAGACUUUCACCUACAAGGGAACAAUAUGAAGCAAAAUAUGAAAGAUAUUUGCAAGGGAAAGCUAUGAAUAAGAAAAACAAAGAUAUUAGAGGGAAACCAAAAAUAAAUAGCAAAGAGAUAAAGAAAGGACAAACUAGUGACAGGGAAUUUGAGAUGGUGACUUUCUUAAGAUGAAUGUUUAAAAAACUUGAUAAAGAUGGCUCAGGAAGUGUGGAUACUGUAGAGCUGAUGCAAGAGUUCCACGCUAACCCAGAGAUAGCUGAAAUGUUUGGGUUGAGAGAACAAGCGGAACAUCCACAGUAUAUGGAAAGGUUUAAAGAUGUCUUUGAUUCAAUUGGACUUGGAAAUAAGCAUGAAUUCACACUUGAUGAUUUUUUGGAAUUUUUCAGAAAACGACAAGAAAAGCCGACAGUUAAAAAAACGCCAAUAAAAAGGCCAAAAUCACCUAAGAAAAACAUAGAAACUGCUGAGCCUCCAGCAGAUCCUGUGUGCUUAUUAACUAACAAACAAAUGCAAAUUCUUGAAGAAGUAUUUUUUAAUAGAGACGAGUAUGAAGAUAAAGUCUUAAAGCGAUACGACUUUAUUGAUGCUUUAAAACAAGACGAAAGAGUCAUAAAAAUUCUUCAUGUGGAUGCUAUAAAGCUUGGCCCUUUUCAAACCUUAAACUUAGAAACUAUGCUGAAUUUCAUAGAAAAUGAUGGAGAUGGGCCUGAAGAAUUUAUAACCUGAAACCAAUUUUUAGAGUAUUUUUUUACCAAACCUCAAAUGGCAGCUUCAGAUACUGGAAUUACCGACCCUCGGCUAGAUGAUAUUGACAUUCCUCCUAGAUAUGUUUCUAUGAUAAAAGAAUUUUUCGACCAGUUGCCUACAAAAGGAAGAAAUAAAGUGUCUACUUAUGAAUUUAUCAGUGGAGCGAGAAAAGAGAUUAUAAUUAAGCCUUAUAAAUAAAUUUUAGGUCUUUCUAUAAGUCAAAAGUUAAUAUAGCAAAUCUAUGGACAAAAAUAAAAUUAUUUAAUUGCAUACAGAUUAUAAAAUUAAAGGGUUUUUGUCCAUGACUGCCAGAGAGCCUGACGGGUUAUCCUUGAUUCCACCUGAAUCAGUUAAUGAUGUCUUAACAAGGAUGGAAAGGGAUGCAGGAGCUUUGGUAUCUUGGACUGAUAUUUUAGGCUAUUUCAGCAAGCGUGGUAUCCCUAAACUUAUCAUUGAUGAUGAUAAUCCUAAUAAGCCAAUCGAAAAAGAGAAAUUUGCAAAACUAACAAUGCCUAAAACCAAAGUUCAAGAAAUUGCUGCUCAAACUGACGAAAUUCCUGAAAAUAAAUCAAAAACUGAUAUAAAAAGAAAACACACUAGGAGUUUGUCUCCACAGCCUAAAGAGUUUAAUAGAACUUUUAAUGAUAUUGACGAUUUCAGAGAGAGCAGAAUUUAUCAAAAAGAUUACCCAGUCCGCAGCAGCUCAGUUGGAAAAUUUGGUGUUACAGUUCCAGAGCCAUUUGGUUUUGAAACCAGAGAAUUAACUAAAGAAAAAUCGAUACGCCAAAGAAGAUUUGAAGAAUAUAUAAAUGAAAUUCGCCUGGAGGAAGAAAGACAUUUAAACAUGAAAUAUAAAGCAAACCCAAUACCUUCAGACGUCAUAAUACCAAAAUAUGACAGUAUUCUUGCUGCACAGGAAGCCCGAAGAAUUGAGGUGAAGAGGACUUCUAUGGAAACGACCAAAGCAAAUGAAAAACCUUUUAGCUUUUAUGUAAGAGAUAAAGAAAAGAAAAAACCAGAGCCAGUCGAGAUGAAAAAAGAGACUUUUAAAGCAAAUCCUGUGCCUUGGCAUUGCAAAGUGUCGAUCUAUGAUCAAAUGAGAAACCAAGAUAAGGCGGCCAGAGAAGAAAGAAUCGCUAGAGCAGCUCAAGAGUCUCUUAGAAAAUCCUCUCUUCCGCCUAGGAUGGAAAUGCAUGAAAAAGCUAGGUCUCAGCAAAUCAUUACCCCAAAAACUGAAAAUUUUGAGUCUUUCAAAGCUAAAGACCCUCCAAAUUUCACAAAACUCCAAGCAAAAUUCCAAAAGACAUUAGAUAUGAAUAAAAAUGCAAAACUACCUACACAAGUAAUGCCUUUUAAUUUCGAUAAACGAGAAGGCUUAACAGCUACACAAGAGGACCAAAUGAAAAGAGAAAAGCUUAAAACGAUUCACCCUGAAGUUUUAGAUGAAAUAGAUGGGGCAAAUUUUAAAUGGGGAAAUAUGGACAAAAAAGAUAUAAAUAGCUCUACUGGUGUGCUAAAAAAACCAUAAUUAAAAUAUGGCGUCUUCGUCUGGGCAUGGCCUCCCGGCCAUGCAGCCUCGACACAUAUUUUAAUUAUAUCCAGCAAGGUUUUAACAAUCCCAGAAAUGGACAGCAAUGCUAGGUAAGCAAUUCUGGUAAUGUACAGAGCCUAGCCCUCAGUCCAAUUUCAGGGUUGGGUUUUACCUCGAGGGAAAGGGGCUAGGGUUUGGAUUUGGAAAGGGCAAGCCCAGCUAAGUCUGCUGAUAAUACUCAGACCAAUCGGACAACUGCCUAGCGUGAAACCGGGCGUUACGUCCCGGGAUCCAGACUUUUCCUUUUUGCCGAGAGGUCGAACAGAAAUUCCAGUUUUUGGAAUUUUUGGUUGGCCAACCUCGUGACUCAUGCAGCAGCCGCAAAAGUCCAUAGUCCGCCCACUCAACACUGGACCAGAAAGGGAAGGAGGAGGCGUCCGAAGCAGAAUCCCACACUUCAGAGGUGCCAUGGCAUCAGGCGCUGAAGGAGAAGAAAGAGGGUGUCAGAGCGAAACACUUGCCUGGCGAAUCAUUGUCCCAAUUCGAACAAGGCAAAGCUGAAGACGGCGCAAAGCGGAUGAACCACCCAUACGGAUAGGUCCUUGGUGACUGCGUAACCCAAUAUAGCAGACGCCUCCCUGUAAUAAUGUUAAUGUUAAUGGUGUGCUAAAAAAGCCGAAAGUAGAGCCUUCAAUUACCGAGAAAGUCAGAGAUAUGAUUUCUCUAACUCUCUAUUUUUAUAAUGAGAGUUUUUCAUAAAUUUAAUCGGUUUAAUAAAGAGCAAAAAGGAUAUACUGUUUAAUUAAAAUCUAUGUUAUUCGCAAUAUAUAGAUAAUAAACUUUUUGCUAUUAGAUGGGGAGUAAGAAAGAAAAAAAUCGAAGAAAGUGAAGAAAAAGUGAAAAAAUUGAAAAAAGAAGAGGAUGAAAGAAAAGCUAAGCAGGAUGCAAUUAGAUCAAGAGUGCAAAACUCUCAUGCUAUACAAGAAAAAUUAAGAAAAGAAAAAGAAGAUCGAGAUAAAAGGACAACUGAAAAAUUAGAAACAAUGAAUAAUCAGUCUGCGAUUUAUAAAGCUCAGAUAAAAGAAAUGAAUGAAAGAGUUAGCCAGAGACCUUUGCUGGUAGAAACAGUUAGUGAUAACCAAUUGAAAAAUAUUGCAAAAAUGAAAACUUUAUUGAGAGUCAAAAGGUCACUUGAAGAGUCCAAAAUUCCAAUCGCAAACUAUUUUAAUGAAGAAGAAAAAGAUUUAAUAGAAGAAGCUGAAUAUUUAGUAAAAAUCAAUAAGCUGGCGUUAUAG